Molecule: messenger RNA, 1267 nt
Organism: Gossypium raimondii (Peruvian cotton)
Lineage: Eukaryota; Viridiplantae; Streptophyta; Magnoliopsida; Malvales; Malvaceae
Product: probable prolyl 4-hydroxylase 12
Exons: 7
Coding region: 341-1102 (253 amino acids)
Biological process (GO): peptidyl-proline hydroxylation to 4-hydroxy-L-proline
Cellular component (GO): endoplasmic reticulum
Molecular function (GO): procollagen-proline 4-dioxygenase activity; iron ion binding; L-ascorbic acid binding
Source: RefSeq, a predicted model, not a curated record
CUUGUCCCGUCUUCGCCUCGAUAGUACCUUCCCACAUCAACGUGUAAAUCCGAAGCUAAAACAGAGCUCCAAAAUCGCAUGGGAGGUUUAGCUUUCUGUUUUUUUUCCUGGGAAAUCCAUUUGGACUUCAAUUGAGCUUUCAAUUUCCCGUUGAACUCUAACUAUCGCUACAGCGUCCUUUCAUGGCUUCCCUUGUUUCAAUUUUUCUUCUGCUUUUUACCUGUUCGUUCUCCAAUUUCUCAGCUGAAAGCCGGAAGGAGUUGAAGGACAAGGAGGAUAUUCAUUUGAGACAUUUGGUUCAAUCCAAUGUAAUUGACCCUUCACGAGUGAUGCAACUUUCAUGGCGGCCAAGGUCAGGGUCUUUCAAUAUAGUGGCUUUCUAAUGGACGAGGAGUGCGACCUCCUUAUUUCUUUGGGCCAUGGAGCAAAAGAAGGAAUUUUGGGGAUCAAUGAUGAUCGAGCUAUUGUUGAGACACGCAGGCAGCUUGCAAGUUCAGAAACUUUGCUGAAUACAAAUGAUACAGUUCUUGCAAUGAUUGAGGAAAGAAUUUCAGCUUGGACUUUCCUUCCUAAAGAGAAUAGUAAGCCUCUAUAUGUUCAGCACUAUGGACUUGAGGAGACUGAACAAAACUUGGAUUAUUUUGGCAAUAAAUCCACAUGGGCUUUAAGUGAGCCUUUGAUGGCAACUGUGAUUUUGUACCUUUCAAAUGUUACCAAAGGCGGUGAGAUCCUUUUCCCUGACUCAGAGUCAAAGAGUGAGACAUGGUCAGAUUGUACAAAGACCAGCAAUAUCCAAAAACCUGUAAAGGGAAAUGCCGUUCUGUUCUUCACGACUCACCUCAAUGGAUCUCCUGACAGUAGUAGCUCGCACGCAAGAUGCCCUGUUCUUGAAGGAGAAAUGUGGUUUGCUACGAAAUUCUUCUACCUAAGGGCUGUGACGGGAGAAACGAUAUCGUUUGACUCCAGCAGAAAUGAAUGUUCAGAUGAAGAUCCCAGUUGUCCUGAAUGGGCUGCUGUUGGGGAAUGCCAGAGGAACCCUGUUUUUAUGGUUGGUUCUCCUGAUUACUAUGGUACAUGUAGGAAGAGUUGUAAUGCUUGCUGAACAAGGAAUAACGCUCCCAUAUGGUUUGUUUCCAUUGUUCUUAUAAUACCCAGUAUAAAGUAGUUUCUUCUUUUUAAUUUCAUGUACUCUGUUUCCGGGGCAUUUUCGAUUGUUUCAGAACAGAUAGUUGAUCAAUUUUAAGGAAAUUAUUUAACAUCGAGAAAA